Messenger RNA from Zasmidium cellare ATCC 36951, 864 nucleotides. RefSeq lists its product as uncharacterized. Gene Ontology annotation, biological process: protein histidyl modification to diphthamide. The coding region runs from base 1 to 864 and encodes 287 amino acids. NCBI's taxonomy places the organism in Eukaryota, Fungi, Ascomycota, Dothideomycetes, Mycosphaerellales, Mycosphaerellaceae. The record is from RefSeq and is a predicted model, not a curated record. Gene Ontology annotation, molecular function: diphthine synthase activity. The transcript has 2 exons.
AUGCUCUACGUAAUCGGCCUGGGUCUUGCCGAUGAGCGUGAUGUGUCAACAAAAGGCCUCGAGAUCAUUCGACGAGCCGAGCGUGUGUACCUCGAGUCGUACACUGCCGUCUUGCUCGUAGAUCAGCAGCAACUGGAAGCCUACUAUGGUCGCUCAGUCAUCCUGGCCGACCGCGAAAUGGUCGAAUCACAAUCCGACGAGAUUCUCGCCGACGCCCACCGAAUCGAUGUCGCUUUCCUAGUGGUUGGCGACCCGUUCAGUGCUACGACCCAUACCGAUCUAGCGCUACGAUGCAGACAGCAUGAUCCACCGAUUCCCACCCGAACUCUGCCGAACGCCUCGAUUCUGACAGCUGUCGGUGCAACUGGUCUGAGCCUCUACAACUUUGGUCAGACCGUUUCCAUGGUCUUCUUCACAGAUGACUGGAAGCCAGACAGCUUCUACGACCGGAUCGCAGAGAACAAUACUUUGGGUCUACAUACCCUAGUACUGCUUGACAUCAAAGUGAAAGAGCCGGAUCUAAAAGCACUUGCCAGAGGAAAAAUCAUCUACGAGCCACCACGCUUCAUGUCAGUCGCACAGUGCGCCAGCCAGAUGGUGGAGGUGGAAGAGACGCGGCAGCAGAGUGUAUGUGGCAAGGAGAAGCUUGCCAUAGGUGUGGCUCGGCUUGGCAGCGAUGGAGAGCGCAUCGUCGCUGGAACACUCCAGGAGCUCUCAGACGCAGAUCUUGGGCCUCCAUUGCAUAGCUUGGUACUAUGCGGCAAGAGGAUGCAUGAGAUGGAGUGGGAAUACGCCAGGGAGUUCGCGAUCGACAGGGAAGGAUUCGACCGCAUAUGGAAGCGUGAUUACGCAGGUAAGGUCUAG